Messenger RNA from Acaromyces ingoldii, 1877 nucleotides. RefSeq lists its product as hypothetical. Lineage: Eukaryota; Fungi; Basidiomycota; Exobasidiomycetes; Exobasidiales; Cryptobasidiaceae. Gene Ontology annotation, molecular function: NADH pyrophosphatase activity. The record is from RefSeq and is a predicted model, not a curated record. Gene Ontology annotation, biological process: NAD+ catabolic process; NADP+ catabolic process. Gene Ontology annotation, cellular component: cytosol. Bases 186 to 1781 code for a protein of 531 amino acids. The transcript is spliced from 4 exons.
CCGAGAGCGAGAAAGCGGGAAAACGGAUGUCGUCUGCAACUUUCUAACCCCGUCUCAUGUCCCUCCCCCUCUCCUGUCUCGCAAGACGACUGCUCAGCUCGCACUCCAUUCGAAGAAGUCCUCUUCCGCUUGCUAGACUAUCGUUCAGAACUUCCCUCUUCGCUUCGACACCGGUAACAGCAAGGAUGGCGCAGCCGGGCAUCGAGGGACAAGUAGGCUUUCCCUCGUUUUCCACCGUCAACUUCUAUGCGGGCAACGAGCUGAAUCGGCUCUCGUGGCUCCGAAACGAUUCGUCUUUCCUCAACACGGCGAUCAAGUCGUCGAACACGCGCUUCAUUCUCCUCCAGAACCUCAACCCGCUCGUGCAUGCCGACGGCAGCGAGCGUGACGGCCUCCUGGCCACGUUGUCCUGGGACGAAGUCAGAGAAACGAUCCUCGACAGUGUCGCCAUGGCCCGUGGACAGGCAAAGGGAAGCAAGAGCGCACAGGAGGCAGAGCCCGAUGUAUUUGGGCCGCAAACGUACGGCAUGGACGCACCCCUCGAGGCAUUUGGCCACAAGGAAAAGACGUUUGGAAAAGCCGUCGAGGGACUCGGUCCCUGGAACCUCGCACUCGUCUUCCUGGGCGUCGAUGAAGGACACCUGGCGCAGGAUUCACUCCCCGGUCAGCAACAGCAACAGCAGCAAGGGGGCGAAAGCGGCGCGCCGGCGGGAACGCCAUAUUUUGCGCUCUCGCUCACCUUUACACCCCCCGGAUACGAGGGCGAGGAGCUUCCGACUCACAAGCUUGAAAAGAAGCUCGUCGACGAGGGCCGAUACGACUUCACUGACACAAGGGCACUGGCACAGGCUGGACAGUGGGAGCUCAAAGACGCCGCAGUUGUGGCGCAGGCCCGGAGCUUGAUCGACUGGAACGAGAGGCAGCAUUUCUGCCCUUCGUGCAGCAGGAGACAGUACAGCCUUUGGGCAGGCUGGAAGCGGGGGUGUGCAUCAGCUCUGGAAGAAGCGGGAGAAGAGAGCGGCUUUGUCAAGCCACUGCUUUCGCAAGACUUGUCCUUCAAGGAAGACGGAAAGGGCGAAUGCCCCACGACGAGGCUUCUCAGCAACUUCUGUUACCCGAGGACCGACCCCACAGUCAUCAUGGCCAUCGUCUCGCCGGACGGGGAGAAGAUCCUGCUGGGACGCCAGCGCAAGUGGCCACCUGGCUUUUAUUCUUGCCUUGCCGGCUUCCUCGAGCCGGGAGAGAGCCUCGAAGAGGCGGUGCGUCGCGAAAUUCACGAAGAGAGCGGCGUAAAAGUGGGCAAGGUUACCUAUCACUCUAGCCAGCCUUGGCCCUUCCCCGCCAACUUGAUGAUGGGCGCCAUUGGCCAGGCAGUUGAAGGAAAGGACGAAAUCAGGCUCGACUUGGACAAUGAGCUGGAGCAUGCCAAAUUCUUCGACCGGACCGAAGUCCUGGCGGCUAUCGAGGCCUCAUCCAACUGGACGAUUAGCAAGAGGGACCUUUCCAAAUUCGACGUAAACGCGGCAGCAGAGGAAGAGCGCAAGGCCAAAGAAAAACAGCAGCACUUAGGUAGAAAGUGGGACGAGAAGGAUUCGGGAAGCGUGGCAAACGUGACCGACCGAGGGCGGUCUCCCAGCCCCUUUGGAAGGAGGCCAAGGAGGUCAGCGUUCAAGAUUCCUGGUCCGACGGCCAUCGCUCAUGUCCUCAUUGCCGCGUGGGCCCGUGGCGAAGCUCACUUUUCCCCAUCGGAAUCCCCAGAGUCCCUGCGGACAAAGAUGUAGCUAGAGGAAAUGCCACAAAUUCUCGACCUUGGAUCAGCCUAAUGAAGCACGGCUCCUCUUUCUUCCUUUGUUGUUGUCCUCCGCUGAGUGGCUUGA